AUAUUAUUAUUUAUCAUGACGUUUUAAAUCUUAAAUCUUAAUGCCAAUGAAAUUAUAUUGAUUCAAAUUCAAAAGUUAUGUUGAAUUUAAUAUGUAAAGAUUGUUAAAUGAGAACAUUAAAGUAACAUGGAAUGUGUAAUUGCUGUUCACGCUGGUGCAGGAUAUCAAAAAACCACUAAAGAAGCAAAUUAUAGAAAAAUAUGUUUGAAAGCUUGUAAAAAAGGAUUGGAGGUACUGAAAAAUAAUGGAUCGGCAUUAGAUGCAGUUGCAGUAGCUACUAUGGUUUUAGAAGAUUCUCCACUAACUAAUGCUGGUUAUGGAUCUAAUUUAACAUGGAAUGGUGCUGUGGAAUGUGAUGCAAGUAUUAUAGAUGGAUCAAAUAUGCAUUAUGGAGGUGUUGGUGCUGUUUCUGGUAUAAAGAAUCCAAUCGCUCUUGCCAAACUCAUUUGCGAAAAUCAAAAUUUAAAAAUGUCAUUUGGAAGAAUUCCUCCAUGUUUACUUGUUGGUCUCGGAGCUCAUGAAUAUGCUAUUGCAAACAAUAUUAUAGCUGUUGACCCAUUUAGUUUAAUUUCAGAAAAAUCAAAAAAAGACUUUGUUCACAGUAAAUAUAAAGUUAUGAAUCAAAAGUACAGUAAUUGUCAAGUUGGAAACCCUAGAUUAGAUACUGUAGGUUGUGUUGGUAUGGAUAAGUUUGGAAAUGUUGCUGCUUCAUCAUCUAGCGGUGGAAUCUUAUUGAAACAAGAUGGUCGUGUUGGACAAGCUGCUUUAUUGGGAUCAGGAUGUUGGGCCCAAAAUAUGCCUGAUGACGUCGCAAUUGCAGUAACAACAUCUGGUUGUGGUGAACAUCUAAUUAAGACAAAUCUAGCUAGAGAAAUGUCUAGACAACUUGUUAAUUCUUCUUGCCCUACAAUCGCAAUUACUAAAUGUUUUAAUGAAGAUUUUAUACAUUCACCGAUAUUAAGAAAUUGCAAUGAAAAACUUGCAGGUUCAUUAGUAUUAUAUAAAAAUAAAGAUUAUUGUGAAAUUUUGAGUGCACACACUACAAAAUCAAUGUGUAUUGCCUAUACUACUGAAAAUGACAAAAAAAGUUUUGUGAGCCGUUUAAUGCCAAAUACUUUGCCAGGAACGAGUGUAAUGGUACAGGGUUAUCCUAUAUAAGUAUUGUUGAGAAAAAGAGAUUACAUUUUUGAAUAUUACAAUUAUUAUAUUUUAUGUCUAAAUGAAAUUGAUUUUAAUAAAAAAAAAGCUUUAUUUUAC
Molecule: messenger RNA, 1257 nt
Organism: Myzus persicae (green peach aphid)
Lineage: Eukaryota; Metazoa; Arthropoda; Insecta; Hemiptera; Aphididae
Gene: Tasp1
Product: threonine aspartase 1
Exons: 9
Coding region: 127-1158 (343 amino acids)
Biological process (GO): protein maturation
Molecular function (GO): threonine-type endopeptidase activity
Source: RefSeq, a predicted model, not a curated record